UCUGGCAACGUUGGUACGACUACAUCAGAUCUGACAGCUGAUGAGUGACCUCCCCGCGUGAACCGCCGUGACCUGACCACCCUCCCGCCUCAUGGGGACCAGGGGCACCAGCUAGAGGCCGGCGGGGGAAGGUGAGGGGCCGGAACACUCGCCAAUACUUGUCAACCCCUCCAUUGAGUCACCCUGGCAGCCUUGUGAGGGGCACAGGGGAGCGGCGCCCCUGUGUGAGUGCAGGCACCAGGAUGAGUGAGGGGUCAGGGGAGGUGUUCAUCUGGGUGCUUCUCUCUCUGCUGCUGGUCAUCCUUCUGGUGCGCCUCAGCAGACGGCCGCCGCAUUACACCCUGAGGGCCAGGGAUGUGCACAAGGGCCACUCCUGGUGCUCCACUCACUCCAUCAAGCCAAUCUUUUGCAGCAUCUGUGAGACCCUUAUCAAUGUCAGCGAUGGGUCCUUCUGCAACUCAUGUGGGGUGUGUGCAGAUAGCCCCCAGUGCAUGAGAACAUCAGACCGCACACUGCCUUGCAAGGUCAUCACUACACGCUGCACUAAGCAUAAACAUCACUGGGUCAAAGGUAAUCUGCCACUCAAUGUCCAGUGCCACGUGUGUGAGGAGGAGUGUGGCACCGACCCACAUCUGAGUGACUGGUGGUGCUGCUGGUGCCGCUGGUGUGCCCACGAUUCCUGCAUACACAGUGUGACGGAGAUAUGUGACUUUGGUAAGCUGAGGGAGUGCAUUGUCCCACCAAACUGUAUCCGCCUCAAGUACUCACGGAUAAAGCAACACCUGUACAUAAAGGAGGUGCUGAAACCCAAAAUUAGUGGUUGGAGUCCUGUUAUUGUUGUAGGAAACAGCAAAUCAGGCAGUAGUGAGGCAGAUGCAGUGCUUUCCUCCUUCUGCAGUGUGCUGAACCCUGCCCAGGUGAUUGACCUCAACCGUUGUUCACCUGAGGAGGCGCUGGAGUGGUGCCACCUGCUGCCACCUGAUGUCACCUGCCGCGUGGUGGUUGCUGGCGGGGACGGCACUGUUUGUUGGGUGCUCACCUCUAUACUCAAGAUGAAGUUCGAGAAAGACCCUCUGGUGGCUGUUCUUCCGCUGGGUACUGGAAAUGACCUCUCUCGAGUCCUGGGCUUUGGUACGGGACAGUCGGGGGAUGCUGAUGUGGUGGAGUACCUGCAGGAGCUCAACACGGCCCGGCCCGCUUUUCUGGACCGCUGGAGAGUCCACUUCACCCCGGCCAGGAGUCUCAACAUUGGCACUCGGGAGGUCUACAUGUACAACUACCUGAGUGUUGGUGUGGAUGCUCUCGUCACACUCAAUUUUCACCUCGCCCGACAGUCCCCAUUUUACAUCUUCAAGAACCGCCUCAUCAACAAGAUGAUCUACUUCACCUUCGGCACCAAAGACGUCCUGGAGCAUGAGUGCAAAGACCUGGACCAGCGGCUGGAGGUCUUCAUGGAUGGCCAGCGCGUGCCCUUGCCCAGCCUGGAGUCACUGGUGGUGCUGAAUAUUGCCUGCUGGGGAGCGGGAGUCAGACCCUGGACUCUUGGGGCAGGGGGCAGUGAGGCUCCAGAGCAGAACUUCAGCGAUGGUCUGAUGGAGGUUUUCUGCCUUGCCUCGUCUCUACACAUUGCCCAGCUGCAGGUUGGCCUUGGAGAACCCAUCAGAUUGGGACAGUGUUCAUCUCUCAAGUUGUGCCUGAAAGGAGAGGCCCCCAUGCAAGUGGAUGGGGAGCCCUGGAAGCAAACACCAGGAACCAUAACUUUGAGCCACAGCAAACAGGCAUCAGUACUCAUGAGGGAGGACAGCUGAAGGGACAGUAAAUGACAGUAAGUAAGAAAUGUAAGUGAGAAGGUUAUGUUGACUGGGAACCAGAAAGUGGCUGAGAGGAGGAUUAAAUUAGUCAGGCAGCUAAAGAUAAGGAAGAUAACAAAGAUCAGUGUAUGAGAAAACAUACUUCUUGAGGGACAGACAGCACUUUUGGAGAAAAGAAAUUGGAGAGAAAUGUGUGGUCAUUUUAUAAACUUGUACAUAAUCCCAAUUGUCCAUGUUUGACAGCACUUUCAGUCACAUUGUUUAAUGUUCAUCUUUCAACUAUAUGUUUUUGGGCUCAGUCUGACUUGUACAAUUGAACUGAAAUUUAGUAUGCCCUCCUGUAGCCCUAUUUUAAAGUUUCUCAAAAAGAAAAAAGGAGGAGGAUUACAAUAUGCUGCCACUUGCCCCCAGUGUAAGAGCUGAUUAAGAUUCCUUAAGAAACAGCAAAGGAUUUAUGGCAAGAAAGUUACACUUGCCUCCUAACAAAAAAGUAAACAUUUAGUAGUAGUAUUUAUUUAAUGGAGAAACUUAUGUUUCUGGCUGUACCCUGUUCAACAUGCCCCAUUUGCCUUAUAAGCUGGCAAAUACUGUAAAAAGGUACUGACAUCUGUAUUCUAUAUACAGGCUAAGUCAAAACAUGUUACCUAUUGCAAAAGUCUUGUAGUCAACAAUUCAUGAGUGUUGGCUGUAGACUGACAUAUCAUGGUCAUCUUCUGUAGUGCAUUGUUUACCAAUGGAGCAGGAUGGUGUAUUCUAAAGUUCAGCAUGUCUAGCAGUCAUAGGAAUAGGUGAAAAGAUUGAUUUGGGAGAGCUAUUCUGUUGCUCCUGGGCUACAGUAGGACGUUGUUACAGAAGCACUGUGAUGGGAGAGGAACUCACCACCAAAACAAAAAUUAAGUUUUUGUACCUGUUUUCCAUGAUCCCUCUUAUUCUGUACCAAAGAAUUGUGUGGUUACUUUACCUUUCAAUGACAGUAAAUGAAGGAUGAGUGGUCCCAUUUGUUGGAGGACAAAGUUACAACAUAUUACCAUCUGUUACAAGACCAUUUUGCAAUACCCAACAUUUUUUUAAUCGCCCAGGAUUCACAGCUUAAAAAUGUUUUCUUGUCAAUUUUCUAAUGAAUUCUAACUUGGAAGUUUUCCAGAUUCAUACAAGCAUUCAUUGUGGACAUAACGUGAACAUAGUAUAUAAUUCUGUGUUUGUGAUCUGAUUUUUCCAACUAUUUGUAUUAUUGUUUUAAUUGUUAUAUAAUAGUUUAUCAUUAUAUAUACCAGAUUUUUCUGUGUAUAAGAUGCACCUUUGAAAAAAUCAGGGUCUUGAAACCCUCCUGCAUCUUAUACACUGAAGGUAAAAAAAUUCCUACCCUCCAGACCAUUAGAGUCCUGUGUAAGCUGGCGGCACGAUACACUCCACCCGAGUCCACUGCCCGGCUCAUUAGGCUGUGGUGUGGACAGACACCAUGACUCAGUGUCACCACCAGGGCUCUAAUUUUGUCACUCCUAGUGUAAUGAUUUGUGGUAGAGACUAUAAGGCCUUAAGCCCUGGGCUCCACACUGGAGAAUCUGCCUCGCGUCUCGGGAGGCCCGGGUUUAAUCCCCAGGUGAAAUGCUGUUGCCCUGGUCCUGGCACAGGAGGCAGGCACAGAAAAUGGAGGAGAGGAAAGCUUCUGACCAACACUGACAUGAAAAGUAAGGAAGAGUGAAGCAGUGGUGUGUUUAGCAGCAUGGGAGCAGUGUGGUGGUUUGGGGAACAACAUGAUAGUGGUGUGGUGUGUUUAGCAGCAUGUUGCUAUUCACAUCAAUCUUGGAGUCCAUCUGUCAUCUGAUGAGAGGGGCAAAUAAGGGGCAUGGGCACCCACUAAAUAAAAUGGGUUAUUACAGGAGACAAUGGUAGAAAUUUGGAAAUGUUUUUUCCUUUAAAAGAGAGGUGCAUUUUAUUCACUGAAAAAAAGAAAAAAAAUGGUGUGCAUGCUUAUAUGCAUGUGUGCGUGUGUGAAUAUUAGACAAUGGUGUUUUCACUUAUAUACCUUUGUAUAUUGUCAUUCAUUCCAAGUUGUAAUCUUCCAGUAACACUUGAGGAACAUUCCUUAUUCUCACAGUUAGUUCUGUACCUUUCCAUUAUGCAUUUUGUAGGAAAUUGGCAGUGUGUGUGUGUGUGUGUGUGUGUGUGUGUGUGUGUGUGUGUGUGUGUGUGUGCUUAGCCUUUGUUAAAUGAAAACCAGUCUCUUCAAGGAGGUGACAACUUUUCCUGAUUUUUUUUCUCCAGACUCGGUGUCACCAUUAAUGGUCCAAUCAGGUCUAGACCACCUUCUCUGCAUGCAUAAUGUUCAUGCAUAAUCAACAUUGUUAAUAUAUGGAGCCUUUCUGUGAUGGGAGUCAAGUCCUUACACUUGAGUUGCUAGUAGCCAAAUGUUACAUUAUUGCAUUCUGCAGAAAAAGAACCAAAAGCUUGAGUUUUGAGCAAAUAUGAUUGAGGAGUUCAAAUUCUGAAAUUACAUGCUUGAUAAAAAGCCAGAAUAGAAAUUUAAAAAUAUAUAUUUUUGGCUUUAGGUAAAGAAGUCACUAAUUGAACAAAAUUUAAUAUCAAAUGAGUAUAAAGUAAUAUUUCAACUUUAAAGUUCAUGACAGCCCAUUUCCUUUUCUUUCUUGUAAUAUUUUUCCACUUCAGUGCCAACACACCAACAAUUUCCGCUGAAAGAUUUUGUUCACUCAUGAAAAGUUUGCAUCAAAUUGAAUUCUGAAAUAUUUAAUAGGCACCAACCAGUCUUUGCUCUUAAAUUUGAAUUCCCAUCAUCUGCCAUUUGUGUUUGUGUUGUCUCCAGAGUGGGAGAGACUUAUAGCCCGUCCAACCUUGUAAAGGAAAAUAAGGACAUUAAACUUAAAGAUUCAUGUUUAACAAAAAAAAAACACUAUUAAAUUGUGAUGGAGUUAAAACUCAAGGUCCUUUUCUAAUGUAUUUUUCUGGAUCAUUGCCCUGUUGGAGUCCUGACAUACCUAGACAGGCACAUGUAGCAGUAUGGACAACUGAAAAUUGUGUGCAAACCAGUCAAGUAUGAAACUACACUGUUGCUAUCUGUGACACAUUCCUGUGUAGCUUCCACUACCAGUAUCUGAUGUUCUUGAAUUUAUCUUUUUCACUACAAGUCAAGUACCACUCCAGCACAGUUCUCCCCACCCCAAAUCUACUCCCUUUGCUUUUCCUGUAACUAAAGUUUGAGCUUUUCACCCCCAUCAUCUCCCUCUUUCAACUACAUUACUUUAUUUGGCCACAAUAGACCUUUUAGGAUCUUUCAAAAUCAGCGCUUUAGCAUCCUUUCACCAGUGAACGUCACUAUGUUCGUUCCCAGCUUCUUUUUCUAACAGCUUUGACUGGCCUUAUCUUCCAUCUCAAAAAGAUUCCAUACUUACCUGAUCCAAACCCCUCAGGUCUCUCUCUUGAUACUGUUAGAAGUUCAUCAUCCUCAUGUCCUCCCUUCCCUCUCACUGAUGUAGUACCUUUCAGAUAUGGUUACUGCAUAUUACAAUCUCAUACAUAUCACUGACAAUGUGACUCCUUCAACAUUUCUUCAUUUAUACAGCUAAGUCCCCAUCCAUGAUAUAUGCCUGUCCUCCAUUUAUUGUGUUCAUAUGCUCUCUGGUGAUACAGUUCCUAUACAGUCACUGCCAUAUCUUCCCCAUUUGCUCCUUAACCCGGUAGCAGCAACGGGCCAAUUUUGUGGCUUUACCGUGUACCAGCGACGGGCCAAAUUUUUGCCAUGAUAUAAACCCCCAAAAUAGAAGAUGCAUAAACUGAUCACAAAUGCAUUGAUAUAUGAAAUGGUUUGCGUGAGUGAUGAUUUUUUCUCAUUUAGAAACAUGAUCUCCGCAGCUACUGGGUUAAUCAGCCUUUUUGUACCAUGUUGAUUAUAAACAUUAUCAGUCAUUAGGUUAAAAUCUGAUAUUAAUUUGCAGUGAUAUCUUAAUUAAGUCUAGUUCUUAUGUUUUCAGUCAUUCAUACUUUUUAUUACCCUGCUUCUCUGUAAACUGGUGGUGCAUAUAUUGUUGUUAUCUUUUGGCAUUCUUGUGUCUAUCUUCCACUACCAGUAAUUGAGGUUUCCCUAAGCUACUCCUUUCACCAUCGCUAUAGUUCUUUCUCCUUUGCUUCUAUAACUGUCUUGAACUUGCUUUUCUCAGCUACAUUCGUAUCCCUUCCAUUUACUAUCUCUUAUCUCCAACACUCUGUCCCCUCUUGGAAACUUCUCACUUAGAUGGCCAUAGCAAAUAUUAUCAUUAUCGUUUAACGUCCAUUUAUUCCCUAUGGGGGGGUUGGACGAGAUCUGAACCUCCUCCACUGUUGCCGGUCCAUAGCCAUUUCUUCCGUGAUGUUCAGCCUCCUCAUAUCUUCCUCCACCACCUUUCUCCAUGUCUUCCUUGGCCUUUCUGGUGGUCUUCUGCCCUCUACCUCACAAAUACCUCUCCAAUUUUCCCCAUUCCAAUACAUUUAAUCCCUUCCCUGUCAACACUCCAUUACUUGUUCACUCUUUUGAUCCAUUUCACUGGUGGUCUCCAUUUUUUAUUAUAUACUCUCUCCUUCAGUCCUGUCAUCAUACACUCUCAUCACAAAGUCAUCCUCAUUCAUUCCUUUCUCAUGUCCAGACUGUCUUGGGGCACAGCACUUCACCCAUUCAACCACUCCACAAUCCACUCCCUUUACUAUUAAACAAACAUUAACUCUCAUAUGCAUCUUCAUUGCUUUCUUCAUCACAUCUUAGCACACCUCACUGUACCUCUUUUGUAGUUAAUUUCCAAUUUUUGUAAAUGUGAUUACUGUGCUACAUUCCAGAUCCAUGUCUCUGAUGCAUAAUAUUAUGACAAGAGUUGGGAGGAUAAUACUAUUCCUAAUACCUUUUUUUUAGCUACACGCUCACAUUUCAUCUUUUCAAAAUUUCUCUACUGCAUCUAUUACCUGUCUGCCCUUCACUGCUCUAUCCUAUAUCUCCCCCUCCAUGUUACAAACUGUCUAUAAGUAUUUAAAUGCAAUCACCCCACCUCUUCCCCCCAACCAGAUCUACACUGCCAUACUCUAUGCUGUCUAUGAAUUUCCAAAUCCCUUGCCAUGUCAUAAACUUAAUUCUUGCCUAAAUUUACUUUAGACUUGUUUUACACACCUUGUCAAAUGCAUCCACAUUUCUCUAUUCCUACUCUUGCUCUUCCCAGUAGUUCCUUCCUUCUACAGAUCUGCAUGUAAUCUGUCACAAAAAGAUCUUUGCACUGACAAGAUCAUCAUUAUUGCUUUGGCUUCUGACAUCUUGCAUCCUUCACUCUUAAACAUUUCUAGCAAUUAAGCUUGGAGCAUUCAUACACCAAUUUAGUUUCCCAAACUAAGUCCAUCUUUGCUGGACUAAAGUCACCACUCUCAGGCUGCAGGUGGAACCUGUUCAAAUUCUACACCUUUCCAGACCCCCAAAUGGGUAUGAUGUUUAAACUGCAAAGAGUGUGUGUAAUGGAGGCAGUUACUCACCCAUGGUUAGAUUAUGUGCUAGACUCAUGAUUGCCACCCAGUUGCAAUCAUGAUCCAAGUGAUCCAAUCUAUGGGUAUGACUGGAACCUCACAUAACCCCAUCUCCCAUGCUCAGGGGGGCAGUAACUUAUAUCAGCAUUAAACUUUUCGGCCUGAGCAAGGCACGUACCUCAGCCUAGCAGGUGACAUCCUAGUAUAUCACCGUGCUUGUUGUGUCUGUGUGUGUGUGUGAAAGAGCAUGGGUGAAUACUUAACAGUGUUCAUGUAGUAACGGUAUGCCAUUUAAUUUCCAAGAGUUUUUGCAACAUUUUUUAGAUAUAGCUGUUUUAUGACAGUUAGGAUGAAAUAUAUAUUGUUACUGAAUGUGAAUUAGAUAGAAUUUGCAUUCAGUUAUGAAUAAGGACAGUAUUAUAUGAGUAGCCAGGCUUUCCUUAUAGCAGCAAAAGAUUAAAACAAGUCGCAACUUAGCUAGAGAAAGGCCAGAAUGGACAAUUGCCAGAUUUUCAAGUUUUUUGUCUAAUUUUGCUAGUCCACCCUACCUCGACCUACAGUCUAGUCUCUUCCCUCAGAGGGCCUCAGGCCAGAAGAGUGUGGCAAACAUUCUUAUGGUGUAUGGCACCUGUGUGUGAAUGGUAUACUGUGAUCAUGAUGUUGUAGGAGUUAUUUGUGAACCCAAGGUCUUUAUUGUGGGCUCCAAUAAUAAAUAGGAUGUGUUUUUUCUGAGGUCUUUGAUUGCAAGAUUGAGGUCAAAUUUUCUGUAUAUAACUCUGAAUUAGUAAAUAUGUCUACACACCAGUGACAAAGUGUUCAUAGAUCAUGUAAUGGUCAGAUAGGUAGUGUCAUAUAUAUGCUGUUCCACUCAAGAUUUUGUGAUUGAUUGAAAAUAAUCCUAGGAUAGCAUUGUAAUGUUCAAAUGAUUUUAAAUAUGUACUUACAAACCAAAGACUUUUGUAAUGUGCUUGUUUCAUGAUGUGCUUUUACCCAUUUCCUAUAGAAAUGAAAAUUUUAAUCUCUUGAGACUCCAGUAGGUUUACAUCUACUGCAGAGCUGUAGUUUGAAUAUAUUUCUUUUUUAGUUA
This is a messenger RNA of Eriocheir sinensis (Chinese mitten crab), 8388 nucleotides long. RefSeq names its product diacylglycerol kinase epsilon-like (gene Dgkepsilon). The record is from RefSeq and is a predicted model, not a curated record. Gene Ontology annotation, molecular function: ATP-dependent diacylglycerol kinase activity. The coding region runs from base 243 to 1808 and encodes 521 amino acids. The transcript has 11 exons. NCBI's taxonomy places the organism in Eukaryota, Metazoa, Arthropoda, Malacostraca, Decapoda, Varunidae.